Messenger RNA from Cyprinus carpio (common carp), 1408 nucleotides. Its product is annotated as regulator of G-protein signaling 7-like. Bases 245 to 1408 code for a protein of 387 amino acids. The record is from RefSeq and is a predicted model, not a curated record. The transcript has 15 exons. Gene Ontology annotation, biological process: regulation of G protein-coupled receptor signaling pathway; G protein-coupled receptor signaling pathway; intracellular signal transduction. Lineage: Eukaryota; Metazoa; Chordata; Actinopteri; Cypriniformes; Cyprinidae.
GUUGGAUGCGCGUGCCCUUGUCGCUGGCGCGUGCCCCGUCCUUCAGCAGAAUCCCUUCGCGCGAUAACGCGUCAGCAUCAAGCAAAGGUUCACUUAUAUUUCCAAUGAAUGAUACGUCUGAUAGCUGACGAACUGCAGGAGCUUGAUCCACUCUGGCAUCGCGGAUCCUUACAUCAGGGGGAGACGGGGCGUAUUUGAGGUGCGUAUAUCCACUGGAGUAGCUGUUUUGCAGAGUUUUUGAACCAUGGCGAAGAACAACAGCCUCCAUCCAAACAGCAAUGGAGAGACGGACGACUCACCAAACAUGCUGGUUUACAGAAAGAUGGAGGAUGUGAUUGCCAGGAUGCAGGAUGAAAAAAAUGGCAUACCUAUCCGUACAGUGAAGAGUUUCCUAUCCAAGAUUCCCAGUGUCUUCUCUGGUUCAGACAUUGUGCAGUGGCUGCUGAAGAAUCUAUGUAUCGAGGAUCAAGUGGAGGCUCUUCAUCUGGGCACACUGAUGGCGGCUCACGGCUACUUCUUCCCCAUCUCUGACCAUGUGCUCACUCUUAAAGACGAUGGCACAUUCUACAGAUUUCAGACUCCGUAUUUUUGGCCCUCAAACUGCUGGGAGCCCGAGAACACUGACUACGCUGUGUACUUGUGCAAAAGAACAAUGCAGAACAAAGCACGCCUGGAACUUGCUGAUUAUGAAGCUGAGAGUUUAGCACGACUACAGCGGGCAUUCGCCCGGAAAUGGGAGUUUAUAUUUAUGCAAGCAGAGGCUCAAGCAAAAGUCGAUAAGAAAAGAGACAAAAUUGAGAGGAAAAUACUGGACAGUCAGGAGAGGGCUUUCUGGGACGUGCACAGACCAGUGCCAGGGUGUGUGAACACAACAGAAGUGGACAUAAAGAAAUCCUCCAGAAUGAAGAACCCUCACAAAACAAGAAAGUCUGUGUACGGCCUUCAGAAUGACAUUCGCAGCCAUAGCCCCACCCACACACCCGCCCCUGAGGCCAAACAACCAACCGAGGAAGAGCUUCGGGAACAGAUCAAGUUUUGGCAAGCACAGUUAGACCGACAUCGAUUGAAAAUGUCCAAAGUUGCAGAGAGUUUGCUGAGUUAUACUGAACAGUAUUCAGACUAUGACCCCUUCCUGUCCACUCCUGAUCCAUCCAACCCCUGGAUAUCAGAUGACACAACGCUCUGGGAGAUGGAGGCCAGUAAGGAACCCGGUCAGACUAGAGUUAGACGCUGGGGUUUUGGAAUCGAUGAGGUGUUGAAAGAUCCCGUUGGGAGAGAGCAGUUCCUCAAGUUCCUGGAGUCGGAAUUUAGCUCAGAAAACCUCAGGUACACCUACACUUCCCCUUUAUGCCCCCUGCUGGCGGGUGAGGAGUACUACACAACCUCCAGAUCCACUGAUAAAAAGUAA